Molecule: messenger RNA, 2584 nt
Organism: Anarrhichthys ocellatus (wolf-eel)
Lineage: Eukaryota; Metazoa; Chordata; Actinopteri; Perciformes; Anarhichadidae
Product: lysosomal thioesterase PPT2-like
Exons: 8
Coding region: 165-1037 (290 amino acids)
Cellular component (GO): lysosome
Molecular function (GO): thiolester hydrolase activity
Source: RefSeq, a predicted model, not a curated record
CGCGCGCAUACUCUCCAAGUGUGCAAACAAAAGUUGAAAGAAAUCGAUAGGUACUCUUCAGUAGGCUACUCAUCAGGACUGUUGAAUUAAGACCUCAUCAUCCCCGAGGCGAAAUCCUGUCUCCGGUCCUUCUCUCGAUCCUCCAGUCUGCCCGGCGCAGAGACAUGAACACUCCGCACAUUUUCCGAGGAUCACCGGUGCUGCUGCUGCUGCUGCUGUCAGGGGUUCGCAUCGAGGGGUACCGGCCUGUCAUCAUCGUGCAUGGCAUUUUUGAUGGACCAAAACAGUUUAAGACGAUGUCUCUUUACAUAACCAAGGUGCAUCCAGGGACCGAGGUGUCGGUGAUCGACUUGUAUGACGACCUGGCCAGUCUGAGGCCAUUAUGGAAGCAGGUCCAAGACUUCAGCAAAGCCUUUGACUCCAUCGUGCAAAAAGCUCCUAAUGGCGUCCAUCUGCUGUGCUUCUCUCAAGGUGGUCUAAUUUGUCGAGCACUUCUCUCCGUGACUCCACACCACAACGUGCACACCUUCGUUUCGCUGUCAUCACCACAGGCCGGGCAGUAUGGAGAUACAGACUACCUGUGGAUAUUUCCAUGCUUAAAGAAGACAGUGUUUCGUAUUUGCUACAACACAAUGGGACAUAAUCUGUCGAUCUGCGACUACUGGAAUGACCCUCACCAUAGGUCCUGCUACCUGCGAAACAACAACUUUCUGCCGAUUCUUAACGGCGAGAGACCUCACAUCGACAUGAAAGCAUGGAGGGAAAACUUCCUGCGCAUCAAGAAGCUUGUGCUGAUUGGAGGACCAGAUGAUGGCGUCAUCACACCGUGGCAGUCCAGCCAGUUUGGAUUCUAUGACAGCAAUGAAAAAAUCGUUGAAAUGAGGAAACAGGAGUUUUACAAGAGCGACACGUUUGGGCUGAAGGCGCUGGAGGACCGUGGCGACGUGGCGGUGUGCGUUCACUCCGGAGUGAAGCACGUUCAAUGGCACUCGAACUACACCGUGUUCACGAGCUGCAUAGAGAAGUGGCUGACAUGAAAACAAACGAGUGUAAGAGAUGUCAAUGCAAACUAUCAUUCAACUGAAAUAGACACAUUUUAUUUAUUUUUACUUUUAAACAAGACAGCAACCAUACAAACCAAAAUCCUAUUACAAAUAGCAACAUAGUUUUCCACAAGCUUCUUCCCUUUAUGAAGGUUAGACAGAUAUAUUAGACAAGAUUAAGAUUUCCAUAUCAUAAUAUUGUGGGUUUCCUUGAUAGAUUAUAGUGGAUUCUUUCCUUAUGAUGCAUUCUAAUGAGUUCAUUUAACCAAUGUUUAAAUGUUGGGAGUGCAGAUAUAUUUCACAUAUUCCUUUCUCCAGUAAAUAUGCCAAAUUAUGACUAAAAGGCAGAAUUACAGGGUCCAUUUGUCCAAUGAGAAUUUGUUAGGUAUUCAGAUGUAACUAAAACAAAUUAGCUAAAGAAAAAUUGGCAUAAAUGUUUAUCCACAGAUCUCUUUUUGUGUUCAGACUCUGUGGUCUUGCAUUUUUAGUCCUUUCCCAUCAUCCUCAGAUGGUCCUUAAUAUUGCAAGGGACAGUCUGAAGUGACCCAAUGAGCCACACCUUGUGGCCAUACAUGAGCGUUGACUGAUCAAUCACUUCCCUCUGGUGGAAGUCUAUGGUACUCUGAAGUGUGAAGGAAAACUGAGCUGUCCUCCACUUUAGAUUGAAACUUUUAGGCAGGAUGGAGAGUUGUUGAGUGAUGUUUCUGAUGUCACUUGGUAUUAAUUGAUCCUUUAAGAAUAUCUGAAAUCUUGGGUUUUAUAUCUGCAUUAAAGUCUUUUAUCGGAACACCAAUCGCUAAAUUAUUUGUCUAUUUUCUUUAUUUUAUGAAACUUUAGCCCUCACCAUACAACUUAUUGUCUUAUUUUUACCUUUUCCUUUCAAAAAAUUAAAUAUUUCCCAAAGGCAUUGUCAGAAAUUUGUGAUUAGCUUUUUUGCGGUUCUCGCGUCUGAGAUAUGUUGUAACAAAUCACACUUUAUAACCAGCAAACAAUCCACAGGAAUACAAACCCACUUUCAUUGUAAUGCACAUAAUUCCCUUAUCAAACUUCACAUUUUGAAUUGAUGAUGACAUUGCCAAAGGUGCUGUUUCAACUCUUUUGACAUUGUAGUAUGCGAUGUUGUUGUUGCAUUGGACUGCAGUCUAUUGUAAAGCUGCUGCACCUUCAUUUAAGUACAAUAACACAAAUUAGCACAUUUAAAUAUAGAUACUGCAAUCAUGAAGUGCACCUCAAAACUGACCGCAGGAUUGAGUUCAAACAGAAACAACUAAAUAAAAACUGGACAUUUUAAAUGAUAUGUAGUUUUUGUUAUUGUCUGUCCCUGUUUCAGAUUUAUUUGAACACUUUCAGAUUGAUCUGUAAUGAUCCGGUUUCAUUGUUGAAAGUUAAAGUGUUUGUGCAGCAUGUCCUGAAACAGGCACUGUAGAUAAUGCUCACUGGCUCUGACUGUAGACUGUAUGCCUACAUGUUGACUCGUUUGCCCUUUACACAUGAACAGAUGAAAGCAGCAUAUAGGGGGUGUGAUCAAUCAAUUAAACAAA